AUGUCCUACUCGUUCCUCUUUCGCUAUGUACUAAUUGGCGAUUCGGGUUCGUUCAUUUAAUUUGCCUUACCUGUCUGUAGCCGCUGGUAAAUCUUGUAUUCUACUCCAACUUACGGAGAAAAAGUUCGAGCACCUGUUCAACUUGACGAUAGGUGUGGAAUUUGGUUGCUGCCAUGUAACUGUCGGGGAAAUUCCAAUUAAAAUACAGGUCUGGGAUACGGUGAGUGUUCACAUUUUCAUGUUCAAUGCUCAGGUUUAAUCGACCCGCCAUACGGCAUACGUCAUAUCUCUAUACAAACAUACGACGCAAACUCGCACUUACUACCCUAACUCUGAAGCCGGAUGGCCCACUACUAUGUUUAAGUUGAUUCGAUGGGACGAUGUUUUAAGUAUUUCCUAAAUAUGGUUGGCCUGGGCUCACUUAAGUGAGUAAGUUUACACCGGUGUCACAAUCGCAUGCCUAGUUCUUGCACACGUUCAAAUGGACAGAUGGAACAAAGCUAUCGUUUUAUGUCUGUAUUUCCGAACCAAGAUUUCUCUUAGUAUCUGGCUUAUUCGGGACACACGGCCACACUUAACGAAAAUACUACCAUCGUUUUCAAAGACAGUUGGUUCUGCCUCGUUUGCUCCCAUUGUUGGCACCUUGAUUAAAAUAAGCUUUAGAGGUAUGGAUGCGCCUUUUAUUUGUCCUGCAAACUAGCGUCUUGUUGUUACCGUUUCGUUCAACAACUUUCUUUGUUUUUCUUAGCCUACAAUAUCCCAUUUGAAAAUAAGUAAGAUUCUUUGGGAAGGGAAAAACCUUUAAUGCGUAAAUUUUCGAGCCUGGUUCCCCAGCUCGUCAUCAGACUUUUGGGUUAUGUGCAAAAACAUUUGACUAUUUAACCCUGUUGAACAAGUUAUUCUGUGGUUGGCCGAAGCCCGCGCCAAUGUGCGUCAAUAGUUUUUCGUCAUCCAAUUUCUAGUAUAUGCCAAGGUUUCUGCACAAAACUUCAAGUCAGAGUUUUUAUUGUAAACUUUUUGUGUGUUGCAGCAUUUUUAGUCCUGAAAUGCCGAAGCUGGCCGGUACGUGUUCCACAAGCAUCCGGGUGCAGUCCAUACCUUAUGCACUUAAUCUCAUAGAUUCCUAGUACCAGAUAAAUUACUACGUGCAAUUGAAAUUUAUUUGCUACCUGUCGUAGGUGACGUGACUCGCGAAACGUCGCACAGUUUUUAUGAGUGUUCCUGUAAUGCUAAUAGCAGUCAACUCGCACCUUCAAAAAGUUGUUAGUGAAACGACCACUCCCCAAAUCAAGACGUAGGUUGAUUUAUACGUUAUUACUUAUCAACUGUGACGUUAUUUUCUAUGAAAAGCCAAUCUGAAUGCGCAUGUAUUAAAUAUUGCCUAUAUAAGGCAAAUGUUGCGUAGAAUAAGGAAAGCAAGCGGGUUAGAUGGGGGAAGUAAUGGAAACUAAUUAGAACUGCAAAAUAUCGUUACCCACUUGCUCCCCUUUUGCCUCUACGACAUUAAGAAGUCUGACAGAAAUGGAAACGAUAAGGUCGUCCAUGGUGGAUUGCUCUCUGUAGUUAUUUAGCACAAAAUCAAGUACUGCUAUUUUGACGUUUUUUUGUGUGUGCGCCGACUUAUUUUGAUUAGCAAGAUAUGAUUUCCAAUGGGGUUACGUCCUGAUCUAUUGGGAUAAAUGAAAGUACUUCGCUGGCCGAAGGCGGAGAGGCCAAUUGUGGUCUAGAAGACUAGAAUAUAGUCGUUACCGUUGCUAGAAUUGUGCGCCCUCUUGAGCUGUGGACAAAAAACUGUCCUACAGCACCAUAGCGUCCAGUCGCCGGCGGUAAGUGUUAUUGAAACCGAAGGCAUCCUUUACGUCGACGAACACCCUGUUGUUGGUAAUAUCUAUAGUUAGCCUUCAGGUUGGUCGUUCAGGAAAUCCGAUGGUCAUUCAAAUCAUCACGUGUCGGCAGUUCUUGAAAGUUGUCGUUGGCGCAUUGUGUUAUUGCAGAUAUUUUACCAUACCUAACUUUCUGGUCUGACUCCGAUAUUUUCUGCAAGCAAGACCCCACAGAAGGGCAUUCUUCUCCAGAAUGAAGUUUUGUGAUUGAUGUGUCCGUUAGCAAAUAAAAGCGUUCUCCAGUCGGUUUGCUGCUUCGAAAAUGACGUCGCCAUAGUUCCUUGCUGAUGAGAACGAAACUCCUCAGUCCUUUUCCCAUUAACGCCCUAGUGGAAUACUGAUAAAUUCCCCCUUUGAAAUCUUAGCGGGUGUAUAAUUAUACCCGUUAGCAUCUGACGAAUAAGGUAAUCGUCUUGCUUGCUCGUCGACUGUUUUCGCCUACCCCGCUUUUUUCAGGCACCAUUGUAUUACUGAUUCGCCAUAAUAUGACCUUACUAUUAUUUAAAAUGCUUGUUAACCACUCAAGUGGCUAAUAAAAAUUGCCUUGACAUCUAUGUUGCACAGCACAGCAGCAAAAAGUGGCAGUAUACGUCCUGUAAUUCUUGGUGCCGUAAGGCAACCGUUAAACAAGUUAAGUACUGCGUACCUCGGCAAAGAAUACCACCAAUUUUCAAAUAAGUGUUUCGAAAGCUGAAUCAGUUCCUCAUUUCUUGAAAAAGUGUAGUGUGAAUUUUCUUCGCGCAUAAUAGUGCUCCUUUAAGAAAAAUGUGUACAAGGAAGCGACUUUUUCUGUAACACCCAGUAAGGGAGAUUUGUUUGGGUAUCAAGAGAUGUCCGCUUUCAGCUACAAGUGUCAAGUUUCCCUUUUAUAAAAGAUCUGUAAGCAAGAUUCUUCAAAAAAGGGCGUUUCACGUCCCGAAAUAAGUUAGUAAACAGGAAUUAUAGCACCAACUAUGCUUCUAACCGCUCAUUUGGAUUUCGCUUACGACAUUUAUGAGUUCAGUCAUCCGUAAAAUACUCCUUUCGCACAGCACCCGCCUUCAUGAACAAGUGGGGCAGUCUAAUUGUGACUCAGACCAGAUGCCCAUAAAACUGCCGUCAGACUCGACUGUGAAAGUCCACGCUGAGAAUUGGCGUUCAAUCAACGCUGAUUGUGUUUUAACUCUACCAUUAUUAGCGGCAAUGCCUAUUUCCUAAAAAGCCGUAGUGUGUGCUGACAUACUCAAAUUGGAUGUCUCGUAUACUUGGAAUCUGUCGUACUAGAGAUUGCCUAUUGAAAUCUCCGGCCCAUUAAUCUUAAGGGAUCCCCGAAAUUCGGAGGUCUAAACCUUGUGUUAGUCGGGUGAUAAUGCGACACUUUUGCAACUUACGCAACUCUUCAGUGAGAUGCGUGCAGAAUGCCUGAAUAUCGGACGACUUGCCAAUCUCACCGUUCAUUCUAAUGGCGAAAACGUAACCAGCAAAAUGCUUCAUUUUCUGGCCAAAAAUAAACCGCAGACCAUUUCUAGUCCCACGAUGAACUGGUAGGCCAUCCAUAACUAUGUUAUUGACCAUCUUUUCUGUUAAGAGAAUUAAAUUCAAAGCGACAUUCCCGAAUGGCCAAGCAUAAGGGGGGCGCGUCUGUGGUAGUCCUUGUCUUCAACUAUAUUCGUGCAUCUAAUAAGAGGUCUGGUUCAGUCGCGUUGAUAACUUGCAAACAAAUUCUCUGUUGUUUAUGAUGCCCAUAGUCUCCACGCCCAUCUUAUAGGAAGAAAAUUGUGUCUAAAGUGGCGGCAACAGUCGUUUGCACACCUUAGAGUUCUCCCUUAUUGCCACUCGAUGAAGGCGAACCAUAAAGCGCCUUUUUAUUCACGUUGGUUAGAAAUUUAUCCCAAGUAUACUGUACUUCACCUCCCGGCAUGUGAAUUCGGCAAACUUCCCUUUGUCUACACUUUUCCCGUCCUCCAGUCUUAUUCUCUUGUACUGUGUAAGUUGCGUUGAGUUGAGUCUACAGUCGUCUUGUUCGUAGGCGGGACUUUUUGCUGCCAUUUUCGCAUCAUUUUUAGUCAUGACUCGGGAUUGGCAGGGCUUUACACCAAGCUCCCGCCAUAUUCUGCCAUUUAUUCAGAUUCUUGUUAAUUUGCAUUUUUGUUUUCUCACUCAUAGCUUCCCAAGUAACCUUUUUAGGCAGGUCAGGAGAAUUUCCGCUCGCUCACUCGUUCGUACUAUCGAGGGGCUGCUGGUCUGCUUCUAGUUUAUGACAUCACAAGGUGCGUUUUCAGUGUCACUCUUUUCGAAUAUUUGAUCCGUUUCGAGUUGCCUUUCACUCCUUUACAUCUCUCUACGAAACUAAGUGUCUAAUUUCUUAACGGAAAGGGUGAUAUAAUCGGCACCCUCCUGUCGUCGAUGACUACUUCAAUUAUCAUUGCAUUGCUACUUCAUACUGGAUCGAAAUCUUGAACACCGGGCUUUCCACUCGUCCUAAAAGAUUCUAAGACCCUCUAAGACCGUCCACGAAAGACGAUUGAGAUUAUGUCUGGUUUCGGUCAUCCAGCUCACGAGAUAAGUUUUGCUGUCCUAGAUCCAUCGCGGCUGUCUCAUUGGAGACAGUAAUGAGAUCAUCUGUAACUUAGCUCGCCAAAGUCUGUGCGAAGGUGUCCCAGAUGCCUUCGGUAUUCGGACUUCGGCCUUGGAAAAGGUGGGUCGGGCUUGCGAAAUGUGCAGUCUCAGGUGGUCGUCGGUAGGAGGAUCCUGCGCAAGCGAUCGCCCCGAUCAAACAGGACUGCGACCGUUCCAAAUAAAGGUACUAUUCGGUAUGCAGCUGAACAUUGGACAAUCGGAACGAUUGAUCUGCGACUGUACAGCGCAGGCAGUUUCCCAAUCCUCCUGAAUAGCGACGUGUUUGAGGCAGUUUGAGGCCGUAGCUGCGCUGUGCCGCGCCCAUGUCAGGAGAAAAUACUGAUUCUGCCUAAUGUUCUAUCGGUUAUGGAGGCCUCUCUUACCUCACCGUGAAGUACAAAAGGCAGUUUUCGAGAUAAGAAGCUACGGUCAGGGCGGUUCUGCUUUGCUGCCGUGAAAAGUGGCUUCCAUACUUGUCUGACUUCGGUUUGGGACUACUGCGGCCUUGCCUGACCGACCGAACAAUGUCAAAAUCUGCGCUAACACCCCCGAUGAGAGACGCUUGCUAGUGGUGAUAUAACAAUUGUUCGCCACCGAUUACGCACUGAGGCACGUUUGCGAGGUCGCUUAAAUUGCUUGCUUGGCCCCGUCGCCGUUGCUCUGACGGUGGUUGAAUGAGGAGUGGAUAGCUGUGAUUAAGCCAGAUGGGUUGAUAAUGCCAGACCCGGCUGUUUUUUGUGUUCAGAAAGGAAACGCCAACUGAAUAACGAUCACUUGGGACAUAUUUGGUGAUCGCAAGGCAUAGGUCUUACCGAUUUGCGAUACCGUGGACUCAGGAACCGGCCAUGCCAACGUCGGUGCUAGUAUAAUUGUGUUAUCAGGCCAUUUUCCCCGUAUAAGAGGAGGUUACUUCAGGGUAGCAACUAAAACUAAGAAGCUCACGUCAUGGAAGACCUGCUUGUUUAAGUUGGGAAGCGAUCUAAUACAUAGGGAUGAUGUAUUUGUAGAAUGCAUGCCUACCAGCUAACCGAUCCUUUUCGCCUACUGGACCACCGAACCGUCGUUCUGUUGUCAUUGAUCAACGCUGCAGGACUUACUGCUAUUCCAUUAAACGUAGUGGAUCCUUUGCCUUUCAGUUUAAAUAGUGGCAAACCGGUUGGCGGACCAAGACCAUACCUUCGAGCCCGAUAGAAUGGAGAUCCUUGGAGUUGGUGACUGCCGCACAGCCCUCGGGCUGCCUCAUUCUUCAGCCCAGCCGUGUCCCCGUAACACACUGUCAAGAACCAAUGACAUUAAUAAGAUUACUUGGUAAGGAACAGGAAUAAGUACCACCCGCAUUAACUUGUGGUUGGGGUUAGUGGCAGGGUUCAGGGUAAGGGGGCUAGAGUUGGGGUUAGUGUUCAGGUCAAAGUUAAGACGAUCACUGGAAAUGAAUCUUAGAGUGAACAUGUAGAACCUCACGUUUGCCGAGGAUCCUGCACCCCAACUCCAUAAUCGAAUUUGUCCAAUUUUACAAAGCGAUAGCUCAUCGUCGUCGUCUGACCUGAGUAUCCAGUGCCUGACGUUUAGAUUACAAAGACUGCUUAAAGUUUGCAUUCUCCACCCCGCACUAAACAUCAUUCAUCUUUUUUGGAUUUUCAACUUCAUAAAACCGGUUUUUCUUCGCGUCUAGGCCGCAAUUUAAGAUGCCAUUGUGUGUCUGCGCACUGCACUACUCCUCUUAUGUUUAUGGGCAUUAGGCGCGACUCCUUCAAUAACCUCCCCUCCUGGCUCGAAGACCUUCGCCAGUAUGCCAAUGAGAACGCGGUCAUCAUGCUGAUUGGCAACAAGUGUGACUUGGAAGUGCAGCGGGCCGUCAGCACGGAGGAAGGUCAGGCAUUUGCCCGAGAAAACGGCCUCCUCUUCAUCGAAACCUCCGCUCGAAUGGCCAUCAACAUUGAGAAGGCUUUUCUGCAGACUGCUGAAGAGAUCUACUCGCGAAUUCAGCAGGGGAUCUUGGACGUAAAUAAUAAGGUGAAUCGCCCCUUCAGUUCUCCUUAUUAGAGACUCCUUUUUUUAUGAAGCCCGGCAUGGCUCUAUAGUUUGUGUGGUGGGUAAAGUGCCGUGAUGUUGGCGGUUGAGGAGUGUUGGCUGGCUGAUGAAACUUAUGCAGACCACAGUGGUUGUCAGUGGGGAGGCAGGUCCGACGCCUGCUACUUUUAGGUAAAAAAUGCUGUAAUUAGGAGGGGGUUAAAGUUAGUAGGCAUGAGCAGCAUUCGUGAGCUUAGGUUUGGAAAUUCCUCUGAGUGCUUCUUCCAGUGCAGCGGAUGUUGAGACCACCUACCGCUGGAGCAAGCAAGCGGUGGACUGAGGUCGCGUGGUUUGUGGUGUGGGAGUCCACUGAUCAGCGGUGCAGCAUUAGAUUGGCGAGCUGGGCUCGGAGGUCUUCAGCCACAACUGUCCGGACCUAGACCAUGCGUUUACAGCACGGGCAGGUAUGCAGUCGUUCGACGUCCCACGACGAAUUUUCAUUUUGCUGUUGUUGUUUCGGUGUUGCGCCAGACCAACACGGAAACCUGACCGGUGCAUGGCAUGCGUUAUUGGGUUGUGCACCAGACAUGGUGGCACCCCCAGGCGCAGGCCCGUGCCGCGCCAGUCACUUUCCUCCAAUCUCCGCACCACGUAGCUGACCGCCUUGGACAGUGGACUGAUGCCUAGGAGGGGGGAGGGUGAAAGGUAUCGACACUGAGGACCGCGUCUUCACGACAUUCAGCGAUGAUUCCUCUGUGUAAAAAGUCUGACGCGCUUUCAAAAUAUCACGAUGCACUAAAAGCCGUGGCUUGAGGGACUGCCAAAUGACGGGAUAAUUAGGUCCUUCUCUCGGGACGGAGGGUCAGACUGCAAUGGCUCCUUAAUGUAGUUUCUAUGAUACUCCCACUCAGUUAGAAUCCGAGUCAUCCCCUUGUUGUUUUGCUGAAAACCUGGUCGAUCGCGAGCGGCCUGACGUGUGGGGCACGCGUAGGCGAGCCGCUGCGCCCUAUCCCACCUCCGUCCUUCUUGACUGUCUUGACACCAGACCCGGGUAGGUGGGGGAGGAGAGAGUGCGAUAUAUGCAGUGCAAGCCUGUUGACACCGUAAACUGAUUCACAUGCAAGCCACCGUCACCGUAUGCACCCUGCUUUCGGGGCAAACGGUGGAUCUCAUUGCUAGCGAUGGCUGAAUUGUCCUUUUUGAUGUUCCCGUGCUCGCUAAGGUAUUCCCUCUCACCUCUGUGCGAGUAGUGAAUGUAUGUUAACGGUGAGCGCUGGUGUACGAUGUUGUCAGCGACGUUGGAUUGGGCAGCUUUCGGAAAGAUGUUGUCAGCCUUAUGUGGUCGCUGCCUCGUUUUGGCUUCCUGAAUUCUUUUGCCUAGAAUGUUGUACCUAUGCCCUUAACGGCCAGAUCGGUGUGUUUCCUGACCCUGAGCCAGUCAGCCAGGCCUUCAAAUUGAUUCCAAAUCAUGCAACCUUGGUCUUGCCCCGAUCUGUGGGGGUGUUUGUCAACAUUACACCAGAAGGAUCGAUUUAGCAGGCGUUCGCCGGUCAUCGUCAUCUUAAAAACACGCAGAAACAGUCGCGACAAAAUUUUUUUAAAUAUUGGAUUUCCAAAGGGGGAUUGUGUCUGUCGAAGUUCAGCUAGGCCACUUGCUACUUAGUGUAGUAGGCCCCAGUUUUCCAACCGAACCUGAAAAAAAACUUGUCUUGAGGACUUUACGCCGAGUUCAGGGGUUUAUUUCUGAGGGUUGACAGCGGAUGUGACCAUACACCGGAAGGCAUGCUAAGAAGGGCACUAAUGAGCGAAAACCCUCGCUCCCUGUGUUAGGCAACAGCACAAAAUCGGUAAGACAUGCGCCUGGCCUUUUAAACACCUCGUGCUGGGAGUAUGCUAGUUCAAGCUGCCCUUAUCAGAUAAUUGUAAAUACCUGAUGUGAUACGGUAUUUUACUUAUUUCCCCGCCCAUCAAUAAAAAUAAUUUCUUCAUGCCUACUAUUAAUUUUUGAAAUGUGUAAUACUAGGUCAUAUUGUUUUGAAUUAAAUGCUGAAAGUAGUAUUGCAGAUUUAUGCGUAUACCCAGACAAAGUCAUAAGAUAUAUAAAUUACGAAUUUCUAAAGAAUAUUUAGCAUUUCCAAAUCUAUAAUAACGAAACCACCCUUUCUCAAAUGUGGUAGGUACAGAAGAAUUACUAGUCACUCGUCUCAAGUCAAAAAGUCACUACGUCUGCAUAAGUACCAAAGGAGUAGGAAAUUCCUCAUCGGAGAUCACUUUUCAGGCAUUACACUUGGUACCCUAGAACCGCUCACAAGUGAAAAUUCUCAGGCCACGAGAAAUAAGAAUAACAAGGCAUUAAUUUUUGUCAUUGCAAACGUGUUUAUACAACGGUUCCCAUUUGAGUGAGCGCUUUCGCAUUUAGUUCUGUAGUUCAUUAGUUGCAGCAUUCCGUAUGAAGAUGCGUGUUGGUAUAUCGCGUGUUGAUUGCGAAUUGUUUGCGCUCGCACACCUCGCGUGGAAAGUCAUGUGCUGACCUAAAGUUUAUCCGCCAGACAACGUUCGGCCUGUUCGUUCGCAUUUCGUUUAUAAUUUAAGAAAUGUCUAGGCUCCACGAGCGAGACUCGCAUCGUCGGCGUCUACUAAAGAAAGGCCGAGAAUUUUGUGAAGCCAUACACUCAGCUGAGUCAUGCAUUAAUCGCCGUAUUGAGUUAGACGCCACGCCAGCCAUACCAAACCCCGAAGUGUCGAACAUCUGGGGCUCUAUCACUCGACCUGUUGGUUAGAAGUCCAACACCUCUAACCAAUGAGCCACGGGUUCGUUGUCAUGUCGAUUGUGAUUGAGGAUAUACAAUGGUAGAAGUGCGCUCACCGAUAGUGUUACGAAACUCACUCGUCCCGUUGUGCCUUAGUCCUCUAUCUCCCUCUCGAGUCCAUCCAGUCUUCCUUUGUCUUUGUCGGCAAUAUUACUCUGCCUAUAUUACGCGCCGAUCUGCGGCUGCUGGUUGGACUCGAGAGAGAGAGAGUCCCAAGGCACAGCGGGACAAGUGGGUUCCGUAACACAAUCGGUGAGCGCCUCCUCUACCAUCAUAUGUAUAUAUAUAAUGAUACAGGGGCGCUCCCCGAUCGUUCUUACGGAACUCACUCGUCCUGUUGUGUCUUACAGGUUCUCUCUCGAGCCCAACCAGCAGCAGCACAGCGGCGCAUGAUAUAGGCAGUAUGUUACUACCAACAAAGACAAGGGAGACUGGAAUGGGUAUUUGUGGCUUAUUAGCCGUCGUCAGCCAGUCAUACCCAACCCCGAAGUGUGGAACACCUGGGGCUCGAACCCGUGACCUGUUAGCUAGAAGUCCACACCUCUAAACCUCAGUGUUGUGGUUAGGACCUUGCUAAAUCUCAUUCUCAUCUCCCUGUUGCGCUCUUUGUGAGCUACUUACGUGCGCGUAGAUGUGUAUGGCAGUUGGUUAUACCGUACUCCCGACUUAGGUACUAGCUAAAAGCUUAAACAAGUGCCUCGCCGGUGUUUCUGCUGCCACAUGACGCAGCUGCGAGAGGCUUGGCUCCUCAGUAGCUACCCAAGCCUUAUAUAUGUGUUCACUCAGGAAUGGGCGCACACGAUCCAUUGGCUUCACGAAAAACCACAUUCAGCAAAAAAUCACUACUUUAGUAGGAUUUUUCCACCGAUUUUGGGUACCUUUGCAAAUCCAAGUUUGUUUUACAAAAAGCAUGCACAAAAUACUCAUACUCAUGUGGUAGCAAAUCACGGCUUCUUUAAAUUUUAUACUUGAAGAAGGGACGAAUUGUAGUUUUAAAAAACUUUGUGGCUAUGAUAUCUUUAAGACCGUGAAAUAUCUAUUCAUGCAGUAUCGCAUCUACACAUUUAUUAAGAUUGUUUGUGCAGUGUACAACAUGGGUAACUCAGCUACAAAGUUGUAUUUACCGUUUAGGGUAUAUUCUUGAUGGCAUAGAGGAAUGCAUGAUUUUACUUGCUCGAAAGUAUGCGGCAUGGAGUUUUUAGACCCUAAGAGCGAGUGCAGCUGCGGAUCGGGUUAUUUUUAAAGUCGAAAGACGCCCUUUCUUAGAGUAUGUAAAUGCGAAGACGUAAUUUUCUGUCAAAAAUAUAAGGAGUGUUUCCCGUAUGUUUGUCGUAAAAUAUAUUUGAAUUCAUUACGGCAUCAAAAAUAACAUGUAACUUAAGUAGCCAUUUUUACCGAAUGGAGUUUCUGUAGGCGACGAAAGAGAAACUUAUUGUAAAGUUCCCGUCUUAGCGUGACUGCGGUAUCUUUGGAUUUUGUUGCAUGAUAAUCCUACAACCCUACCUCUGUAGUCCUUUCUAAUCGAAAACACAUUCCGAAAUUUCGGUACUGUAGUUAGUUGUGGGAUUUGAGUGUUGAGAGUAAGCGGGCCAGAAGCUGCCAUUCCAGUCCGUACUAUCAUAGUUGUGUCUUCUCGGAACCACAGCUGUUACUGUCUCUGGACUGUAAUGCCUAUAGUACGUGGUCCAAGCUUGUAGUUAAGAGUUCUGCAUUUUCCAUUAUCUGCUUCUCUUCCAACUUGACAAAAUUCUCUCACGAUUUGGUCACCUCUCGUAGCUCCCGAUCUGUUUUGCAAAUAAUCUGAAGCUCAGUUGAGUGCGUAACUCCUUAUCAGAGCCCUCUUAUUAACGUUUCCUUAUCCGUGUCCUCAACCAUUCUCUCCUUCAUCCUGACAGGAUAGUGGCAUAAGGCUGGGACCGCAGGCUCUCCUGACCGCUCCUCAAAGCCUUCCCUCAACACUGCCUCGACCAAACCGAAAUCGCAGAUGUUGCUGA
Molecule: messenger RNA, 11295 nt
Organism: Spirometra erinaceieuropaei
Lineage: Eukaryota; Metazoa; Platyhelminthes; Cestoda; Diphyllobothriidea; Diphyllobothriidae
Source: the annotation of a GenBank genome assembly